CACUCUCCUUCCUUAUCUGAAUCUCAUUCAUGUUCGCUCUUAGUCACGGAGAUCGGUGGCACACUGCGCAACAAAUGAAAAAUGAAUUCCCUAUCCCUUUGCAACUCUCUCGACCCUCACACUCUGAAACCCAUUUUUCAAAAAAAGGACCUCCAUUUCUCUCAAUCUCUUCUGUUUCACAAUUUUCCCUCUAAUUUCAAAACCAAACUCAAACCACUCUCAUCCUCAUCACGAUGUUGCAUCAAAGCCACCUCAGCCAAUCACGCCGCAACUUUCGAAAUCGAUAUGGUCAGAAACAAGCAAGGAGUCUACACACAAAAAACUAACAACAAGGUCGUUGUUUUGUGGGACCUCGAUAACAAGCCACCACGUGGCCGUCCGUACGAUGCGGCCAUGUCGUUAAGAAGGGUAGCUGAGAAGUUUGGGGAGGUAACUGACAUAUCUGCUUACGCUAACCGUCACGCUUUUAUUCACCUCCCUCAGUGGGUCAUCGAGGAACGCCGUGACCGCAAGUCGUUGGACAUUUUUGAACGCAGAGGAGUUGUGAUCCCCAGUGAUCCGUACAUCUGCGGAGUGUGUGGUCGUAAAUGUAAGACCAAUCUUGAUUUGAAGAAACAUUUUAAACAGUUACAUGAACGGGAGCGGCAAAAAAAGUUGAAUCGAAUGAGAUCGUUGAAGGGAAAAAAGAGACAAAAAUAUAAAGAGAGGCAUAUAAGUGGGAAUGAGAAAUACAAUGAAGCGGCGAGGAAUAUUUUGAAGCCCAAAGUUGGUUAUGGGUUGGGUUCGGAGUUGAAGAGAGCUGGUGUGUUUGUUAAGACGGUUGAGGAUAAACCACAAGCUGCAGAUUGGGCGUUGAAGAGACAGAUGCAGCAUUCUAUGAGUAGAGGGAUUGACUGGCUGUUUUUGGUGUCAGAUGAUAAGGAUUUUAAGGAGAUGUUGAGGAAAGCGAGAGAGGCGAAUUUGGGUACCGUUGUGGUGGGAGAUUCAAAUAGAGGAUUGGGGCAGCUAGCAGAUUUGUGGGUGCCAUGGAUAGGGGUGGAGAAUGGGGAGUUGACAGAGAAGGAUUUGGUGCCUAGGAGAAGGAGUAACGAGGGUUUUGAGAGGAAUGAAGAUGAAUUGUUUUCUGUUAGGCAGUUUGAUGGAGGAUUUGGUUUUGAGGGUGAAAGGGAUUUGGAUGACGUGGUUAAUGUGCUUGUUGGUGAAAGAAACGAGUUUCGUGGUGUGAGGAUAUCGAUGUUUUCAGAAGGAGAAGAGGAAGAUGAAGAUUGGGUGACUGACGAAAUGGAUGGAGACUAUUUCUUAAUGGAAGAGGGAAUUGAAGACGUAGAUGGAUACUAUUGAGAUAACAAAUGCAGUUGUUUAUACGAGACACGUCGUUGGAGCACAUUGAUCUUUAAUGGAACGAAAAGAGCUUGCACUCUUCAGUUGAGAGCAGAAUCAGCCUAUUGAAUGCUUUGUCGACAUAUGGUGUCCUGGUUUUUCCUCUCAAGUAAAAGUGGAUAUUUUAUAAUGCAUUUAGUCAUUUGAUUUUCUGAGAAUGCUUGUGCGAUCAUCAAACACUCCUAUUUGUUCUCAGAUACCGAAAGUAGAUGCUUGUGGUCUUCAGAUAUGAAAUGGGUGUAUGUCUGACCUAAAGUCUUAGCAUGCUUCUUAAGUUAGAUUAUAGUCAGAGUGAUAUACUGUAUUAACUUCGCUAGUAUUACAUAAUGAGAACUGUGGACAUUGCCAU
Mangifera indica (mango) is the source of this 1729-nucleotide messenger RNA. RefSeq lists its product as uncharacterized. Bases 82 to 1341 code for a protein of 419 amino acids. The record is from RefSeq and is a predicted model, not a curated record. The transcript has a single exon. NCBI's taxonomy places the organism in Eukaryota, Viridiplantae, Streptophyta, Magnoliopsida, Sapindales, Anacardiaceae.